AUGGACAGGAACUACGCGACCUCCGGCUUCGCCGACCCGCCGCCGCCGCCGCCCGCGCCCCCCGCCGCCGCCGCCCGCGCCCCCGCGCCGCCCCCCGCCCCCGCCUGGGCCUACGAGCCCCGCGCCGCGGCGGCCGCCAGCACCAGCGGCAGCGGCUGCAGCAGCCCCAGCCUCAAGGCCAGUUUAAGCUUUGAAGAAGGACAUCCCUCACUCUCUGAAACAAAUCGCCUUCAGAAACAGACUUUUGCAGCCUCUCAUCAACUUCCUGGAUAUCCUACCACACCUCAGCCAACCGGUCUUUCUGGAAUAUUUGAUACUGGUGUGAACAGUGCCAGCACUAACACUAAGGAAUCUCCAGUAAUGAACUUUCUCUCUUCUGUUGAAUCUCAAACAGCUCAGGCUGCUUCUUCAGGAACUUCUUUACCACAAUUCAGGGCUCCAUCCUGGCAGACAGGUAUGCAUUCCUCAGCAGCAACUGAGCUGUUCGUUACUGGACCUUUGCCAACCACUGGAACACUUUCGCCUUCUGCCCUCUCUGCUUAUCAGCAUCCCACCACCUUCAACAAUAGAAACUUUGCUACCACCUCACCUUUGGUGCUUCAGGAUUCAAGUUUUAACACUACAUCAAAUGGAAUUCUAAAUCCUCAUGACCCUUUGCUACAAAUCAAAACUUCCCAGGGAACUGUUCCAACUGCUUUGACAUUUGAGCGCCUGGGCAGUUCUGUGUUAUGUAAUAGCGUACCACCUCAGUCCUCAACGUAUCGCUCAGCUCAAGAGUCUGCACCCCAUCUCUUACAACCUCAGUUCAGUUUGUUGCCUUCAGCACUUGGGGGAACCCAGCAAAUGCCUCAAGCCUACAGUUCAACUCUGUUUACUAAUUCUACUGCUUCCAUUGAAAGAGCUCUUCGAGAAUGUAGUGUUAUUAAACACCAUCAGCGGCCUUCAAGUACCCAGUCUAUUCAGGCACAACUGACUGGUUCACAGCAUUCCUUACAUAGUUAUCUAUCAAAUGCAAAUGCAGUUAAUUUUCAGGAAACAAGCAGGCAGUCAUCUUUGUCCUGUAGCCCAAUUGGAGAGUCCACUCAGGUGAGCAAUGGAGGACUGCAGCAGAAGACCUCCCAGGUAUCAGUGGAACUUGCUCAAUCUUACUCAUCUGUAAUUCCAUCAUCAGGAUAUCCUCCCUCCACUAUAUUAGUGAAGAGCUGUUCUGCAAAGCAACCACUCACAUCAACUAAGAACCCCAAACCUCAAAGUAUAAUUCCUCCUGUGCAAACACUAAGCUAUUCCAAACCUUUGCAUAACCAGAGUUCUGUAAUAUCAGGCCAAGCACAAAUUUAUUCUACAGCACAACUACCAAGCCUUUUGUCAGUUAGUCAGUCCCAAAAUUAUGGUUUAGUACAACCACAUAAUGUGCCAUCUAUUGUUCAUUCACAGGUUUAUAAAUCCAGCAAAGUUGAAAAGUUGCCAUCCUUAUAUAAAACAUUGACUUAUUCUGGUUCAUCUCAGACUGUAACUUCCGAAAAUCAGACACUUAAUUAUUCUAAUCCGCAAGAGGUGUUACCCUCAGUUACAAAUGAGAAUUACCCUGCUCAAACAAGAGAUCUAUCUUCAGUUAGCCAGUCUCAGAGUUACUCAUCUGGUCAUUCUCAGGGUUUAUCACCAGCUAACCAGACACAGGUUAAUUAUUCAUCUCAAUCACAAGGUUUGUCCGUUGUUAGUCCUUCAGAAAGCUAUGCGUCAGGGCAGUCCCUAACAUUAACAGCUCCUUCUCUUUCUUAUUCUUCCGCCUCUCAGGCUCAGUGUUUGCCAGAAUCUAGCACAACCCAGAAUUUUAUUUCUAUGCACUCUUCCCAAAAUGCUCAAGCUCAAGGGUCAUCAUCUCCCCAAUCCCAAAAGUUUUUGCCUCCCAUCCAGUCAUCAUCUUUUACGUCCUCUACUCAUUGUCAGACAUUACAAAAUAGCAUACCUUCCCCUGAUCCAAAGUCUUAUGCUGAAAGGAAACUUGACUCAAAUGUGUAUACAUCUUCAAAGCAAAAAGAAGAUUUUCCGAUGCAAGAAUUACAAGUAUUACAGCCACAAGUAUCUCUUGAGUCAUCAACCCAAAGGCUAUCUGAUGGGGAAAUUAAUGUUCAAGAAUCAACUUAUAAGGUAUCAAAGGCAGACGACACAUACUCUCAGAGUGUAAUCAGAAGUAAUUCCCAUCUUGAAGAUCACAUUGUUGGGAUUGCUUUACAAAGUUCAAAAAAAGAAGAAAGUAUGGUUGGUUCAGUGGCACAACUUAACCAACAAAUUGGCCAAGUCAGUAGUGCCGCAACCCUUGAUAUUAAGAAGGCAACUGAUUUAAUGCAAACUCCACAAAUAACAUUGAAUACUAAAGACCUAAACCAGCAGGUCUCUCAGCAGCAUUCUCUAAUACAUAAGGUACAUGAUGUCAAAGUCCAGGAGCAGCAUGAUCAAAUAAUUAAUGCAUCAUCUCAGAUUCAAAUUCCAAAUCAUACUUUAGGGCAGGGCCAUCAGGCAUCUCUUUCUAAUACACAGAUCCUUUUAGAUUCUCCCUGUGACUUACAAAUUCUCCAGCAGUCGAUGCUGCAGGCAGGUUUAGGACAGGUAAAGGCGUCUUUACAUCAUGUUCCAAGUCCUCAACAAAUAGUGCAUCCUUUUCUUCAAAUGGAUAGUCAUAUUAUUCAGAGCAAUGGUGACCAUUCUCAGCAGCAACUCCAUACCCAAAAUUCUGAAAUUAUGAAAAUGGACCUCUCUGAGUCUUCAAAACCUUUACAACAACAUCUAACAACAAAGGGCCAUUUUAGUGAAACAAAUCAACAUGAUUCAAAGAAUCAUUUUGUCUCCCUUGGAUCAAUAUGUUUCCCAGAGGCAAUUCUUCUCAAUGAUGAAAGAAAUAUUUUAUCAAAUGUGGAUGAUAUCUUAGCAGCUACAGCAGCAGCUUGUGGGGUUACACCUUCUGAUUUUUCCAAGUCAACUUCAAAUGAAACCAUUCCAACUGUUGAAGAUGGUGAUUCUAAAUCUCAUUUUCAGCAGUCAUUAGAUGUCGGGCAUGUAAGUUCAGAUUUUAACUCUAUAACAGCUACAGUAGGAAAGCCACAGAAUAUAAAUGAUAUUUCCUUAAAUGGAAGUCAAGUUACAGUAAACCUUUCACCAGUACCUAUCCUUCAGUCAAAAAUGACUCUUGAUCAACAGCACAUUGAAACACCAGGUCAAAAUAAAGCAUCUAAACUAACUUCACCAGUGACUGGACCAAGCCAUGAAGUCCAGGAGCAAAGGUCUGGCCCAUUCAAGAAACAGCCUGCUACCAAUCAUGACUUUGAAGACGAUUGUGAAGUUCCUGUAGAUAGUUCAUUAAAUAAUAACAGAAACCAAGAGUUCGUUUCCAGUAGCAGAAGUAUAAGUGGAGAGAGUGCUACAUCAGAGAGUGAAUUCACCGUAGGGGGUGAUGACGGUGGUGUGUCAGUGAACCUGACAAGGAGUGCACUUGCACUGUUGGCCAUGGCCCAACCUGGGGAGGCAUUAAGUGUCAAGAUUGAGGAGGAAAACCAAGAUUUAAUGCAUCUUAACCUUCAGAAGAAAAAAACUAAAGGCAAAGGGCAAACUAAAGAGGAAGAGAACAGUAAUCCGAAACAGCUGAAAAGACCCGUCCAAAGCAAACGCCAAAAUUCAAAGGGAACAGAUAUAUAUUUGCCGUAUACUCCUCCUCCCUCAGAAGGCUGCCAUGAUGUUUAUCAGCAUCAAGAAAAAAUGAGACAGAAGAUCAAAGAAGUAGAGGAAAAACAGCCAGAAGUCAAAACGGGAUUUAUUGCCUCUUUCUUAGAUUUUUUGAAAUCUGGGCCCAAGCAGCAGUUUUCCACUCUUGCUGUACGAAUGCCUAACAGGACUAGACGACCAGGAACCCAGAUUGUCCGUGCAUUUUGUCCCCCCCCAUUUCCAAAGACUUCAUCUACAAUCCCCGCACCUUCAGUGUCUGAAACGGGGGGUAACAGUCCAUCAGAAAAAGCUGAUAACGAACUUAAAAACUUAGAACAUUUACCUUCAUUCUCAUCUGAUGAAGAUGAUUCUGGAGCAUGCAAUAAUGACAUUUGUAAAAGCACCUCUACUACCUUAAGUACUUUGGAUGCUACUUCUGAUAAAAAAAAGGAAACAGUUUCAGAAGCCCUACAGGUGGUAACUACUAGCCUAACUGCCAAUACUACUGGUACUGCUACUACUUCCUCCACCUCUGUGGGUACAAUUAAGCAAGAACCUCUCUACUCUACUUCAUCUGCAGUAAAUAUCCUGGAAAAUAAAGGCUCUACUGAACUCUCAAAGCCCAUUGAACUUGAUGGUCUUCCUUCAAAUCAAUUUGCAAAAGGACAAGACACUAUUGCCAUAGAAGGUUUUACAGAUGAUGAGAACACAGAAAGUGGAGGAGAAGGCCAAUACAGAGAACGUGAUGAGUUUGUGGUAAAGAUAGAAGACAUAGAGACUUUUAAGGAGGCUUUAAAAACAGGAAAAGAACCGCCAGCUAUUUGGAAAGUACAAAAAGCUUUAUUACAGAAGUUUGUUCCUGAAAUUCGAGUUGGGCAAAGGGAAUUUGCUGCUACAAAUAGUUACCUUGGAUAUUUUGGAGACGCAAAGAGUAAAUACAAAAGGAUAUAUGUGAAGUUCAUUGAAAACACAAACAAAAAGGAGUAUGUCAGAGUGUGUUCCAAAAAGCCAAGAAAUAAGCCUUCACAAACUAGCAGAACUGUUCAGGCAAAGCCUAGUAAUAGCAGUAAAACUUCUGAUCCUCCACCACCCAAAACUACAACUACAAAAGCCUCUUCCACGAAACCCAAAGGGAAACAGCUAAAAGUAAAGGCUGAGCCACCACCAAAGAAACGGAAGAAAUGGAAAGAAGAAUUUUCAUCAUCCCAGUCUGACUCAUCUCCUGAGAUCCAUUCUAGUAGUAAUGAUGAGGAAUUUGAUCCUCCAGCUCCCUUUGUCACUCGUUUUUUGAACACAAGAGCAAUGAAGGAAACCUUUAAGAGUUACAUGGAAUUGCUUGUUAGCAUUGCUUUGGACCCCGACACAAUGCAAGCCUUAGAGAAGAGCAAUGAUGAGCUACUUUUGCCUCAUAUGAAAAAAAUAGAUAGCAUGCUGAAUGAUAACCGAAGAAGACUUCUUUUGAAUCUUCAUUUGGAUCAAUCAUUCAAGAAUGCUUUGGAACGUUUUCCUGAACUAACAAUAAUUACUCGAGACUCUAAAGCAAAAAGUGGGGGAUCUGCUGUUUCUAAAAUCAAAAUGAAUGGCAAAGCUUAUAAUAAGAAAACUCUAAGGACUUCUAAAACAACCGUUAAAUCUGCACAAGAGUUUGCUGUUGAUCCAGAGAAAAUACAGCUAUAUUCUUUGUAUCAUUCACUCCAUCAUUAUAAAUAUCAUGUUUAUCUGAUAUGUAAAAAUGAGAUCUCUUCUGUGCAGAAGAAAAAUGGAGAUUUAGGACAGGAAGAAAUUGUUCAACUUUGUAUGAAAAAUGUAAAAUGGGUAGAAGACCUAUUUGAAAAAUUUGGAGAACUUCUAAAUCAUGUACAGCAGAAAUGCUCCUAA
Molecule: messenger RNA, 5574 nt
Organism: Pipistrellus nathusii (Nathusius's pipistrelle)
Lineage: Eukaryota; Metazoa; Chordata; Mammalia; Chiroptera; Vespertilionidae
Source: the annotation of a GenBank genome assembly